AUUUGAUAAAGCAGCUGUAUGAUACACAGCCAAAAGUCGAGGUCCACGGCUCUUAGAGGCGCUGAUGAAAACUGGGAAGAUAGUUGUUGAGUCAAAGGACAAGAAUGGCCGCACGCCACUUUCAUACGCUUCGGGGCUGGAAGAAAGGAUCUCGGAAAGCUACUCAUGGGCGCUCUACAGUCAAGCGGUAGCUUUAUCAUUGAGGUGUCCGAACAUUCAUUAGUGGAC
Aspergillus caelatus is the source of this 228-nucleotide messenger RNA. RefSeq lists its product as uncharacterized. Lineage: Eukaryota; Fungi; Ascomycota; Eurotiomycetes; Eurotiales; Aspergillaceae. The record is from RefSeq and is a predicted model, not a curated record. The coding region runs from base 65 to 223 and encodes 52 amino acids. The transcript is spliced from 2 exons.